AUGGCUGUUGCCAAUGUGGAGCAUCGUGCUUGUGCCAAGCAGACCAAGAUAAAAUUCUGGGAAGAUGGCCCCGCCACACCGCGGGGCUACAGAAUGCCAGAGGUCACCGCCAGAGGGCUGCCUCCGUGUGGGGCUGGGGACGGCAACGACAUUUUCCAUCUGCCACCUCCCUCCUGCCCUAAGCCAGUAGGAGAAGUGGCAGAAGCAGAGCGUGACCUGCUUUUCCUUUGCCUUGCAGAGCGAGUUGCUGUCUGGGAUGCGGUGGCCGACUACGUCCAAGAGCAGCUCCUGCUGCGCAAGGGAGUCCGAAUUCCAACCUUUGGUUCCUUCAGCCUUGCCUCCGAGCGGAUCGAAGCCAAGGAUGGAACCAUGGUUAUCCAGUGGCCUGCAUUUCACCUAGCCAGGAACCUUGCGGGCAUCCGUAACUUCACGGAUAACAAGGAUUACCUGCCAGGCCACAAGGAGCUGGAGGCCCUCAGAUUCUCUGAGAUGGCCACAGCUGCAUCUGUGAGCCGGCAGACUGGGAAGGCCUGCAUAUUUGGCACAACAUCGCUCAUCUCCCACUGCCUCAGGAAGGGGGAGAACGUCGCCUUUGUCCUGAAGGACAUAGGAGUGCUCCUCAUUGAGGGAACAGGAGUUCACAUGAAGUUCUACUAUGACUUCCUGGAGAGGAUCAGUGGGAAGGAGAACCUAGAAAAAGUUGUUUUCAAGGUCCCCUGGCUGCUGGACAUGCUGGUGCCCCGGGUGGCAGCUGUUGCCUCCCUGACCUCCUCAGGCCAAGUCAUCGUCUUUCCCAGGUUUAAACGGGAGUUUGCACCCAAACCACCGCCAGGGAAACCCUGCAGGGCCUCAAAAAGGCUUUUGCUACGUCUUGGCCGGGGCAAGAAAGAGGAAUUUCCUGCACUGCCACCCCUCACCAGCUGGAUCCACCUCACCAUUCCAGUGGAUACAACACAGUCUGAGGGGGGAACAAGUGAGGACAAGAGGAAGGCAAGUCAGCUGCCAGCGAUCCCAGGGGCAUUUUCUGCCAAAAAAGAGCCUCAAGAAGAGAAGAGAAAAUGCUCGAUCAAAAGCAAAGCAUCAGAGGUGGAUCCAGCAGAGAGAGCGUGA
Messenger RNA from Lagopus muta (rock ptarmigan), 1110 nucleotides. Its product is annotated as coiled-coil domain-containing protein 81-like. NCBI's taxonomy places the organism in Eukaryota, Metazoa, Chordata, Aves, Galliformes, Phasianidae. Gene Ontology annotation, cellular component: centrosome. The coding region runs from base 1 to 1110 and encodes 369 amino acids. The record is from RefSeq and is a predicted model, not a curated record. The transcript has 8 exons.